UCAUCCCACAUUACGUCAUUGGAAACCUGUGCGCACUGGAUUUUGGGGGGGACGCAGAAGAGAAGCAUGCACUCGCAGGAAACACCGCACAGCCUUUUGUCUUCAGGUGAUCUUGUUUGGUGUCACAUAUGUCAGUGAAACGACAGAAAGGGUAAAAAAGGAAUAAAACCGGUUAAUAGGCGGGACUUCCUUCAGUAGCACCAGAGUCCGGGCUGUUUAUCUCUGCGUGUGCAGCGCAGGGCGAGCCAGUGCGCGAUCAAAUAACAAGGUCGUCUCAACACACACCACACAAUGCUGGGCUGCUUGCUGCAAGGAGGCUGCAGUCCUCUGGUCUGCCUGUUGUCCCUGAUGCUGCCUCUGGUCUCCCUCCAUCGCUUGAACCAACAUGGGCGCAGGGGCCACAUCGUGAAGGACCGGCCCAAGUUGCUGCUUGUGUCCUUCGACGGCUUCCGCUGGGAUUACAUCGACCGGGUCCCCACGCCCAACUUCAACAGCAUCAUGGAUGAGGGGGUGAUGGUGAAACAGGUUGAGAGCGCUUACAUCACAAAAACCUUCCCCAACCACUACAGCUUGGUGACGGGGCUGUAUGCUGAGACGCAUGGCAUUGUGGCCAACGAGAUGUACGAUCCCGUUCUGAAUCAGUCCUUCUCCAUGGAGACGGACAGUAUUUAUGAAUCACGGUGGUGGGAGGAAGCGGUGCCUCUCUGGGUGACCAUCCAGAACGCUGGAGGGCGAAGCGGGGCGGCGAUGUGGCCAGGGUCUGAUGUGAAGAUCCACGGCAUGUACCCCAAUCAGUACCUCCCGUACAAUGCCUCAGUCUCCUUCGAAACCAGAGUGGAGCGGAUUAUUGAGUGGUUCUCUGCACCCAAAGAGGAAGCAGUGGAUUUUGGAGUUCUGUACUGGGAGGAGCCGGAUGAGAGCGGACACAACCUGGGACCUCAGAGUUCCCUCAUGGACGUAGUCAUUGCCGGGAUUGAUGAGAAGCUCGGUUUCCUCAUGAACGAGCUAAAGAAGGCAGGGCUGUACGAGAAAGUGAACCUGAUAGUGACCAGUGACCACGGCAUGGCACAGCUUUCCACUGAAAAAAUCAUAGAAUUGGAUAGGUAUGUGAGCAGAGACCUGUACACCUGGGUGGAUAAGAGUCCUGUGGUGGGAAUACUGCCCAAAGAAGGAAAGCUCGAAGAGGUGUAUGGUCAGCUGGUGGAUGCGAACCCGAACAUGGUGGUGUACAAGAAGGAAGACAUUCCCGAGCACUUCCAUUAUCGACACAACGUCAGGAUCAUGCCCAUUCUCAUAGAGGCCAAAGAGGGCUGGACCGUCAUGCAGAACCGGACCGGGCCCUUCAUGUUGGGAAACCACGGCUAUGACAACACCUUACGUAGCAUGCAGCCUGUGUUCGUAGCCCGUGGGCCGGCCUUUCGCCAGCAUUACGUCAAGACGUCCAUGAGCUCUGUUGACCUUUACCCUCUCAUGUGCCACAUCCUGUCCAUCCACCCUCUACCUAACAACGGCUCCCUCUUCAACGUUAAGGACCUGCUGUCCGUGGAGCCAGCUCCACCCACGGCCAGCGUCCCUCCCAAGGUCGAGGAGUACUCCUACGCCCCCGUCAUGGGUUCUUUCAUCGGUGUGGUAAUGGUGCUGGGCUUUCUGGUGGUCUACAUCAGACAAGUGACGCUCAAACAGCUGCCCUCAAUAAAACACAGAAGCAGGGAGAUGUCGCAGCCCUUACUGCAAGAGGACUUGCACCUGUAGCUGAAGAAACAGAAAUGAUGGCAGGCAUAAAAGAAGAGGAGGUAUUGCUCCCCAAGGUAGUCCGCCCUAUCCAGAAGCAUCCCCUUUACGCCUCCCUUAUACGGCUAAAUGCCAUUGUGCUGCUCUUUUUAUUAGUUGGAGAUCAAGCGAAUCUAAUCUAACCUCCUAAUCAUAUAGAGGUACACCCUGCUUGCUUGAGUGCAAGGGAAAUGUCUAGGGUAUGCUUCUGGUCGAGGCAUAAUCAAGAUAAUAAACCUUUACAUGGGCUUCAUAGUGGCUUUGCUUUGAUUGUGAAUUUUACCUAAUCUCAUCUCGUCAUUUUCAUUGUCACAUAAUAAGUAAAAAAUGAUAAGCUAACAGUGAAAUUUCAACCUGUGAUUCUGGCAAGUAUGAACCUUUGUUGCCCAAAACCAUGACUUGGAUAACAUUAUGAUGUCAGUAUGCUUGCAAACAAUUUGUUAGUCUGAAGGUCAAAAUCUUUAUAGCUAAACAGCCACAGUUUAAGUUGGGGUGUAAAGCCGGCCAUCAUAGAGAGGGGCAAGAAGCAAUAAUUGUUGAAAUGGGGAUAACUGUGCACACUUUCAGACAAUCUUUUUAUCAUCGGCAUUCAUAGUCUUGCACUCUUUUGCACAGAGGAAAGCAGAAGUAAUGAAGUGUGAAGAAUAAUUAAAUAUAGCUUCAGGGAGAAGUUCAAACCCUGCUUACUUUCUCCCCUCUACGCCUGGCCAGUCGCCGCGUGAAGUGGACAUGAUGUCGGAUUGUCAGUUUUGGAAAGUUGCAAAAAUUGUUAGACACAGCCCAGUAGAUUUGGUUUGUUCGCCCUUGACAUUAGGUCUUGUCAGGUUUUUGCCACCAAUUGUUCUACUUGUGGUCUGAGCACUGAAUUAGAAGUUACUUUGAAAUACAAACGCUGUGAUCAGUCAGAAAGGUAUUCAAAACGCAACUCCUUUCAAGAGAUUGGUUGGGGUUCGUAUUAUAUUUGAAUGUUACUUGGAAGCAGAUGUUCCACUAAAGUCUCACUCAAUGUGCCAGGCUACUGCUCAUAUGUGUAGGUCAUUCCAUGAGCCGAUCACAUCACGACGCGCUCUUUUAGUAGUCAGUUACCAUUUGCCUUUUAACUUAACAGAGAACAUCUCUCUAAGGUGUGCAAUUGUUUGUGUGUGAGUCUGUUUUUUUGUAGAGUCUGUGUUAGGGGAGCAUUUUUCUGUAUAGAUGACCGUGCACUGCCCACCUGUUCAUACGUUGACUGUCAUAACCAUGGCCAUUUGUUGGUGAAAUGUGAAGUGCAAUUGUUAUUGGUCAGUAUUUCGUCAUGAGGAUUUUAAGGGUUUUGUUGUUGCUUGGUUGGGAAGACUAUUUCGGCAUGACUUGCAAGAACUGUUCCCCUGAUUUGCACUACAGGAUAGAAAUGAAACAGAACGAAGGGGCAGUAGUUGGAUGCUUUUUAGGUCAUGUAUAAUUUGCACUUAUUGUUCGUAGUUGCUAUUUGAUAUAAUAAAAACGUAAGGUGCCUCCUGCCAAAAAGCUUUUUAAUUAGCAUAAUAAUAGAAAGUCAAGUAGAGUCCAAAUCUGCAAAUAAAUAAUUCUAAUAUUUUUCAGCAUCAUUUAAGAAAUAAUUGGUUCAAUUUUCUGCUUUUAGAUGCGUUAACUAAGACCUGUGCCCAAAAAAUGACAGACAUCACUGUGAUAUAUACUUUUUACAAAUUUAAAUUCAUAAAUUAAAAGUAUUUAUAUGGAAAUUGUUAAUUUUCUGAUGAUUGUCUUGUUUUAUGAAAGAAAGUGUUGUCUGAUAAUUUUCCCCUGACUUGUUGACAGAUAAAUGAAAUAUAUCCAUAACAUAUUUAAAUGAUUCAUUUGGAAUUGUUAGAAAAUGAUAAAUAUUGGAUCAGGUUUAUCUCAGUUGGUUAUUAACUUGGAUUUGAAGUAUGGAUAUUUAAUAUAAUUUACAAAUUAACUAUCUUUGCCAUGUUGAUGCAAUUAGUCUUCUGAAAUUAAAGGGAUUUGAAACUGA
Messenger RNA from Morone saxatilis (striped sea-bass), 3763 nucleotides. RefSeq names its product ectonucleotide pyrophosphatase/phosphodiesterase 5 (gene enpp5). Lineage: Eukaryota; Metazoa; Chordata; Actinopteri; Moronidae. The transcript has 4 exons. The coding region runs from base 292 to 1752 and encodes 486 amino acids. The record is from RefSeq and is a predicted model, not a curated record.